Malurus melanocephalus (red-backed fairy wren) is the source of this 1135-nucleotide messenger RNA. RefSeq names its product voltage-dependent L-type calcium channel subunit alpha-1S-like. The record is from RefSeq and is a predicted model, not a curated record. The annotation marks the transcript as partial. The transcript has 6 exons. NCBI's taxonomy places the organism in Eukaryota, Metazoa, Chordata, Aves, Passeriformes, Maluridae.
ACCAAGGUGAGAGGGGUGGUGGGGCAUGGCCACAUCAGCCCUGCCUUCCUGUCCUUCCAGGCUGGGCUGAGGAGCAUCGAAGAAGAAGCUGCUCCUGAAAUCCAUCGGGCCAUUUCUGGGGACUUGACAGCAGAGGAGGAGCUGGAAAGAGCCAUGGUGGAGGCUGCCAUGGAGGAAGGGAUCUACAGAAGGACAGGUGGCCUGUUUGGCCAGGUGGACAGUUUCAUGGAGCCCAGCAGCCCUCUGCAGCCCCAGGUGGCCAGCCAGAGGCCCCUGCAGUUCACCGAGGUGGGCAGCGAGGACCUCGACUCUCCUGUGUUCCUUGAUGACUUCCCCCAGGAAGGCAACACCAACAUCAACAAUGCCAACAGCAGCUUCUGGCUGGAGGGGGUGCAGUAUGAGGAUGAGGUGCUCAGGAAAACGGUACCAGCAGCACGCAGGCCUCCAGCAUGGGAGCAGAGCCGCCCCAUCCCCAUGGAGAGGCUGAGCAGGAGGCGAAGGGCCCCUUCUGGGGGUCCCUCAUCACCAGGGCCACUGCUCCUCCAGCAGCUGCCCGCAGAGGAUGGCCCUGUGACAGGAACAGCACCCAGCUCAAGGUUCCAGCAGGAAGAAACCCAUGAGCCAAGAACAUCCUCCACCCCAGCCAUCACCUUCCUCAUUCAGGAGGCUCUGAUCUCCGGAGGCCUUGGGGCUCUGGCCCAUGACUCGUCAUUCCUAGCAGUGACCAGGGACGAGAUGGCGGCCAGCAGCCAGCUGGAGAUGGACGAAGUGGAGAAAGCAGCCGUGGAGCUGCUAAAGGGAAGAGAAACACUGCAGGGCACAAAACCUGGCUCUGCCCCACGGGACACCUCAGCCACGCCACCAGGCAGCACCCCAGGGCUCGGUGCAGCCCCCUCCCAAAAGACUGUGGCUGCCACUCGCCUGUGAGCUGCCCGCUGCAGUAGCCCAGGGUCCUGUCACAGGGGAUGCUGGCACAGAGCCACCCUGCCCCCUGCUCCUGCCUGUGGCCCUGAGGGACUCUGGCCAGCUGUGGGGUUAUUUUUGGGACAGGUCUCUGGGCUGCUGGUGCAGAACAGGACAAUGUUGUUCCAGCAGGCUCUUGCAAGAGCUGGACAGGUCAUUAAAGUGUUCCUGC